Messenger RNA from Cucurbitaria berberidis CBS 394.84, 1467 nucleotides. Its product is annotated as zinc carboxypeptidase A 1 precursor. Gene Ontology annotation, molecular function: metallocarboxypeptidase activity; zinc ion binding. NCBI's taxonomy places the organism in Eukaryota, Fungi, Ascomycota, Dothideomycetes, Pleosporales, Cucurbitariaceae. Bases 1 to 1467 code for a protein of 488 amino acids. Gene Ontology annotation, biological process: proteolysis. The transcript has a single exon. The record is from RefSeq and is a predicted model, not a curated record.
AUGAAGGUCUCCACACUUCUCGGCCUGCUCCCCGGCACCGCCCUUGCGUCCGAUGUCUUGAGUGUUGCAUUCUUUGCAAAGGAAAAGAACCAUUUGUAUGACUUCAUCUCGACCAACAACGAGAUCGACUAUGGCUGCAGACCCGUCGUCAUGGCCGCCGAUGGCGAGCACAAGCUGCAUGCAAUCAUCUCGGAAGAGCAACUGCACCACUUCAAGAGAAGCUUGAACUCAGACGUAGUCCGCAUCGAGACUCUUCACAACCUGAACAAGCGACAGACUGCUACAGCCCCUAUCGGCAAGGGCGACCGGUUCAAGGGUGGCAAGGUCGCACCUCGUGGGUUGGGUACUAGGAAGCCGAGCGAGUAUGCGGCUUUUCAGAGUGCCGGUAUCCUGAAUGCGGAUGAAGUUUAUACAGCAAUGAAGGGCUUGGAGAAAGAGUAUGGGCUGACUCUGUUUACGCCACCUCACAAGACGUUUGAAGGCACUUCCCUCAUUGGCGGCGUUGCGAGCAAGGCCGAGAAGGUCAAGAAGGACAAGCAGCACAUUUACUUUACCUCUGGAAUUCAUGCUCGUGAAAGAGGCGGACCUGACAACCUCAUCUACUUCAUUAGCGAUUUGCUCUAUGCGAACGAGCACCGCAUCGGCCUCACCUAUGGCAACAACACCUACUCCAACUCGGACGUCAAGAAGGCGCUCGCUGCUGGCAUCGUCUUCAUUCCCAUGCUUAACCCAGAUGGCGUGCGCCACGACCAAGCGAACAGCAACCUCUGGCGCAAGAAUCGCAACCCUGCAAGUGCUACCCCAGGCAAACCGCGAAGCGUCGGAGUUGAUCUAAACCGCAAUUUCGACUUCCUUUGGAACUUCACUAAGCACUUUGAUCCUUCUACCUCUCCCGCUUCCACAGAUCCCUCGUCCGAGGCUUUCUAUGGCACCGCGCCGUUUUCCGAGCCAGAGACGCAGAACAUGGCUUGGGUGUAUGACGAGUACCCCAACAUCAGGUGGUACAUUGAUUUGCAUUCCGCUGCCGGUACGCUCUUAUACUCAUGGGGCGACGACAUCAACCAGUCGCACGACCCCAAGCAGAACCUUUUCAACCCCGAAUAUGAUGGCAAGCGCGGCAUCGUCGAUGACGAGCUGUACAGAGAGUACAUCGACCAAGAGGAUUGGGACAACAUCAGCUACCAGGCCAACCGUACGACUGCGGCUAUGAUCAAGGCAGGAGGUAGUGUAUUCGAACCCCAGCAGGCUGUUGGUCUAUAUCCCACUUCAGGAGCUAGCGACGACUGGUCAUUCAGCCGCUGGCACAAGAACAAGAAGGUCAAUAAGGUAUACGGAUACACAUUGGAAUUUGGCUACCCGACGAACUUCUACCCCACAAGCGCGGAGUUCAUCCAGAACAUUAUUGACACCAACUCUGGUUUUAUGGAGUUCAUCCUCACGGCUGAUGAGAUUGGUCUCAAGGGUUGA